Tachyglossus aculeatus (Australian echidna) is the source of this 1107-nucleotide messenger RNA. It is a transcript of the gene JAZF1, whose product is annotated as JAZF zinc finger 1. Gene Ontology annotation, cellular component: nucleus. The transcript has 5 exons. The record is from RefSeq and is a predicted model, not a curated record. NCBI's taxonomy places the organism in Eukaryota, Metazoa, Chordata, Mammalia, Monotremata, Tachyglossidae. Bases 53 to 784 code for a protein of 243 amino acids.
GUCUGCACGGGCAGAGCAGACGCCGGGGGAGGGAAUCUCUCCAUGCAACACCAUGACAGGCAUCGCCGCCGCCUCCUUCUUCUCCAAUACCUGCAGAUUCGGGGGCUGCGGGCUGCACUUCCCCACCCUGGCCGAGCUCAUCGAGCACAUCGAGGACAACCACAUCGAUACAGACCCACGUGUGUUAGAAAAACAAGAAUUACAGCAACCAACAUAUGUUGCACUCAGUUAUAUUAAUAGAUUUAUGACCGACGCAGCCCGACGUGAGCAGGAAUCCUUAAAGAAGAAAAUUCAGCCGAAGCUCUCGCUGACGCUGUCCAGCUCAGUGUCUCGUGGGAAUGUAUCUACUCCUCCCCGCCACAGCAGUGGCAGCCUUACUCCUCCAGUGACCCCUCCCAUCACCCCGUCCUCCUCUUUUCGCAGCAGCACCCCAACAGGGAGCGAAUACGACGAGGAGGAAGUGGACUAUGAAGAAUCGGACAGCGACGAGUCCUGGACCACCGAAAGCGCAAUCAGCUCAGAAGCCAUCCUCAGCUCCAUGUGCAUGAAUGGCGGGGAUGAGAAGCCCUUUGCCUGUCCAGUUCCAGGAUGUAAGAAAAGAUACAAGAAUGUGAAUGGCAUAAAGUACCACGCCAAAAAUGGCCACAGAACACAGAUCCGUGUCCGCAAGCCAUUCAAGUGCCGCUGCGGGAAGAGUUACAAGACCGCUCAGGGCCUGAGGCACCACACAAUCAAUUUCCACCCCCCAGUGUCAGCGGAGAUCAUCAGGAAGAUGCAGCAGUGAAAAUGCCGGUCUGAACUGUGCCAAGAAACCCUCACCAGCAGUUGCUGAUUUUGGAAACAGCCACCUUCUUUUCAGGGGGCGCUUUCACCAACCCGCCGGAGAAAAUGAAAUGCAUGCUUUCACGUUUCUGUCAUUUUGGAAUGAUGUAUCUUUGUAGAGUUAAUGAUUUUUGUACAUUUGCACAUGUAAUCACCAUACCCAUUUUCAUUACUUCGAUAUAAGGUGCUAAACAGGGAAGCCGAGAUUCUUCAGAACGCGUUCCCUCCGGCAAAGCGAGGGCUAAGGAUGCGUUGCAGACGAUUUAGGUGUCUUACAGUGUUAUU